This is a messenger RNA of Ostertagia ostertagi, 798 nucleotides long. The record is from the annotation of a GenBank genome assembly. Lineage: Eukaryota; Metazoa; Nematoda; Chromadorea; Rhabditida; Trichostrongylidae.
AUGCCUUCGAAGAAGGUUAUCAAGAAGAAGGUUGCCGCUCCUCCAGCACAACUUCGUGCUGCUGCCGUUCAAAAGGAGGUGAAGAAUCCUCUUUUUGAGAAGCGCACAAGGAACUUCAACAUUGGAUGCGAUAUCCAACCUAAACGUGAUGUAACCCGCUUUGUGAAGUGGCCGAAGUAUAUCCGCCUCCAACGUCAAAAGGCUGUGCUGCAGAAACGUCUGAAGAUCCCUCCACCAGUGAAUCAAUUCAGAACAGCUGUAGACAAACAAACAUCGUCUCAACUCUUCAACCUUCUCAACAAGUAUCGUCCUGAGUCCAAGGAACAGAAGAAGGAACGUUUGCGUGCGCGUGCUGAAGCUCGUGCUGCUGGAAAAACUGAGGAAAUAACGAAACGUCCCCCAACUGUCCGUCACGGCGUGAACACUAUCACUCGCCUAGUUGAGACUCGCAAGGCGCAACUUGUUCUUGUGGCUCAUGAUGUCGAUCCUAUCGAGAUUGUGUUGUUCCUGCCAGCAUUAUGCCGCAAGUUCAACGUACCGUACGCCAUUGUAAGAGGAAAGGCCGCUCUAGGAACUGUUGUUAGAAGAAAGACCACAUCUGCGCUCGCUAUCGUCGAUGUCAACCCUGAAGAUAGAUCUGCUCUAUCAAAGCUUGUUGAGACCGUAACAACCAACUUCAAUGAGAGAGGGGAGGAGAUUCGAAAGCACUGGGGAGGAGGAAUUAUGUCGGCGAGGUCUGAGGCUAAGAAGCUCAAGAUCGAGAAGGCUCGCGCCAAGGAUCUUGGAAUCCGAUCGUGA